Zea mays is the source of this 764-nucleotide messenger RNA. RefSeq names its product calcineurin subunit B. NCBI's taxonomy places the organism in Eukaryota, Viridiplantae, Streptophyta, Magnoliopsida, Poales, Poaceae. The record is from RefSeq and is marked validated. Gene Ontology annotation, molecular function: calcium ion binding.
CGCGCUCUUCGGCGGCAACUACUGUUGGAUCGUAGGGCGAAGGAAGGAAGGAAGGGGAGCCAUGGGAAACGCGUCGUCCAUGCUGACCCAGUACGACAUCGAGGAGGUGCAGGAGCACUGCAGCUACCUCUUCUCGCAGCAGGAGAUCGUGUCGCUGUACGAGCGCUUCUGCCAGUUGGACCGCAGCGCCAAGGGCUUCAUCUCCGAGGACGAGUUCCUCUCCAUCCCCGAGUUCUCCCUCAACCCGCUCUCCAAGAGGUUGCUCCGUAUGGUUGAUGGGUUGAACUUCAAGGAUUUCGUUGCGUUUCUUUCUACAUUCAGUGCAAAAGCCAGCCUUCGUCAGAAGAUCGAGUUUAUAUUCAAGGUUUAUGACAUCGAUGGCAAGGGAAAAAUUACCUUCAAGGAUCUGCUAGAGGUUUUACGGGACCUAACAGGGUCAUUCAUGUCCGAGGAACAAAGAGAGCAAGUGGUAACUGAAGUUCUGGAAGAAGCAGGGUACACGAGGGAUUACGCAUUCUCGCUUGAAGAUUUUAUCCAGAUCAUCGACCAUCCUGGCCUUAAGAUGGAGGUGGAAGUGCCAAUCGACUAGUGAAAUGUGGAAAACAAGCUUCCGGUUUUGUCUGCAGAACAUGGUUAGUGUCGUGUAGCAGGGCAAUAUGACCGUUCACUUUCGUCAUCUUCUUUGUUUCCGGUCCACUUGCCUAAACUUUUGUAACCUUUGUUGACUUGGCCUUUUCGAAUAUAUCAAAAACAAAACAAAUUUU